AUGUCGUCUUCAACCUCUCGAGAUUCAAGGGUUGACAGCAGCGGCUUUGCCGACAAGAACUGGAAGAACAAGGAACGAGAGUACGGGUCUGUUGACGUGAGUAGGAAGGCAAAAGAACCCAUGGAAGAAGGCCUGGAAAAAAGCAAACAAAAAGCAGAGGAAGUGAAAGACACAACCAAGGAGUAUGCACAGGAAGCGAAAGAGAAGACAAAGGGCGCAGCGGAGAUGGUGGCAGAGAAGGCAAAACAGGGAACAAACAGAGCAGCCGAGACAGCAGAGAGCGCCAAGGAGAAAGCCAAAGACUACUCGUACGAGACAAAAAAGAAGACCAAAGAUAUGGCGGAGACUGUAGCGGAUAAGGCAAAAGAGGGGACUUACAAGGCCGCAGAGACGGCGGAGACGGCAAAGAAGAAGGCGAAAGAGGGCGCAUGGGGGGUGAAGGAGAAAACAGAGGAUGUAGCCGAAACGGGGGCGGAGAAGGUGAAGGAGGGGACGAGCAAGGCGGCAGAGACGGCGAAGGAUACAGUGAAGGGGGCGUGGGGUGCGGUGAGGGAGACAGGGCAGAAGAUUAAGGAGACGGUGGUUGGGGAGCCUGAUGAGGAGGUGGGGGUUGGGGUUUUGGAUGAGGACACUAGAGACAGUGAAGAUGAAAUUCAUGUUGAUGUUGAUGGUGAUGGUGUGGCGGAAGGGAAGGUGGUGGGUGCGGAUGUUGUGGAACGCAGGCGGCGUGCUGCCAAUCCUGAUGGGAAGAAGAAAUAUUGA
Messenger RNA from Prunus avium (sweet cherry), 762 nucleotides. NCBI's taxonomy places the organism in Eukaryota, Viridiplantae, Streptophyta, Magnoliopsida, Rosales, Rosaceae. The record is from RefSeq and is a predicted model, not a curated record.